Messenger RNA from Apis florea (little honeybee), 4533 nucleotides. RefSeq names its product PTB_TBC1D1_like and TBC domain-containing protein plx (gene plx). NCBI's taxonomy places the organism in Eukaryota, Metazoa, Arthropoda, Insecta, Hymenoptera, Apidae. The record is from RefSeq and is a predicted model, not a curated record.
AAAGCGAAUCGCAUUCGUGACACCGGUGUCGAUCAGUGAACGUCGUCAACGUUCGUGUUCAAGAACGGUUCACGUUGUAAUGUAUGUUAUUUCAAAUAUAAGUCGAUCGCGAACGCGCAAUUCGGCAGGAACGAAUUAUUGCGUGUUUUUUCGAUAUUUUAACGAUCACGGAGUUGAAACAAGAAUGUCAUACAAAGAGUGGGUUAGUGAACGUUAGAUACGAGGACAUUUGUGUCGAAUCACGACAGACAAUUCCCGAAAGCGAGAAAGCGGUGAAUUAUCCUGGCGCCAAAUCACGAAGGGGAGAAGAAAGAAUCAGCCGGAUGAUAAAAAAGAAAGCUCGUCUAGUAAUUGGAUAAAGGAAGCCCCAUUGCUUUAUGCCAAUCUGCUUUCUGUGUCAGCAACUAUACUGGUGAAAUUCUCUGUCGCACGAGAAGACUCACGGCCGUUGAGAUAACUAUAUCCGUUCAGCAAUUCCUAAGAGACAUGAAGGAACACUCAGCCUCGUCUCGAUUUGAAAAUAGGGAUGUGCCUCAAAGAUCGCAAAGCAGUGCAGCCAGUCUGAUGUCCUUAGGUGCUGAUAUAUCUCCCAGUUCUUCUCAUUUUUUCGAGGUGCUUUAUGUGGGAAAAAUCAAAGUAUCACAUCCAAAGGUAUCGGAGACUUUUAUAGAUGAUGCAUUAGUAAGAUUUCGUGUUCACGGUCUUGAGAAAUCGAGAUCAUCGGCGAAUAAUUUUCUCGCCGAAUAUCAGCGACAAUCACUUUUAACGUCUUCCAAUAAUAGAAGAAAUAGCACGGAAUCCAGUGCUAGCGAAACUGGAAGUAUUGAAAAUGUUUCUGGAAGUGGUAUCAUACCUGUGGUUAACUCACUUGGUGUACCAUCAACACUCACUGGAUCUGUGGAAACGUUUCCAAAACCGCAAAACGCUAAUUUCUCAGAAAAAGAUGAAGAGAAUCGAGAUAUUACAAACAAUAAUUCUAUGCAAGUACCGGAAGUUAUGCGAAAUCGAGCGUCCUCCACGGGUAGCGUAUUGAAUACUAGGAGAGAUUCCAUUGCACGAGGGAGUGAUGAACAUAAUCGCACGAUGCUCUUCCAGGUAGGCCGACAUGAUUUAAGAUUAAUCAGUCCAGAUAGAAAACAGGUACUGCUUCAUAAACAACUCAGAGAUGUGGCAAGUUGUGUACAAGGCAUUAAAAAUCCAGAGCAUUUUGGUUUUAUUUGCAAAGAGAAUAAUAUGGAUUUUUUCAUUGGCUAUAUAUUUAAGUGUCAAUCGGAAUCCGUUGCAGAUGAUCUUGUGGCUGCAAUAUCACAAGCGUUUGUUGGGACAUGCGAAGUUCCAAGAAAAGAACGAUAUUCCGUGUUUUCAUGCGAACACUGCCCCAUGUAUUGGUAUAGCAAGUUAUGCCAGGAAAUCGAAGGACAAAAUGACAGGAGGACUCAGAAUAUAAUUUUUUCGCGGAUGGAAAUGCUACCAGAAGAUGAACAAGAAAUUGUCGUUAGCAAAUAUAAAAACGCCGAAGCUGCUGGCGGCACAGGAACAACUUUACGCGAACAAAAUCAAUUUUUAAUAAGGCUUUUACGAGUCCAUUGCGAAGCAAAACAAGCUAGACAUGUUCAUGAUACAGCUGAGAAUAGGAGUGAAUUUCUUAAUCAGUACUUAAGCGUAGGCGUUGGGAGCACAAUAUUUAAAAAAGCAAAACGUUCGCUUACAAAUAGUUUUGAUAAUCUCAUGAAGAGAAAGGGUUCGCGGGACGACCUUGGAAUUGGUUCGCAUCUGAGAGAUCUGAGCCAUCUUAAUACUGUGAUACAUAAAAGCGGUAGCCAAAGCCCUGAUAAUUCACGACAGUCGUCUAUAAUUGAUACUUCACCGGAUUCUAGUAGACCCAGAUCUUUAAGGGUUUCACCUGAACAACAAUUGACUGUGAAUACUGGACCAAAGAGUUCUAUGAUGGACAUAUUUUUAAAAGUGGGAAAUUCACCAAAAAUGUCUCCAACAGAGACAGAUGGAAACAACUCAGUACAGUCAAAUAGCUCAUGGAGACAAGCUAUAUUGAAUCGAGUUGUAACUCCUAAUAAAGAUCAUGAAAAAGAAAAUGAUAAAACAGAAAAUAUUGGUAUUAAAGUACCUCAGACACCGCCAAUACGUAAAACGAAACAAGAAUUAAGAGAUCUUUGGAAAAAAGCUAUCAAUCAACAAUUAAUACUUAUAAGAAUGGAGAAGGAAAAUGCAAGACUUAGAGUUCGUCAAGAAGAAGCGACUGUUAAAAGAAUAAAAUUGGAAUAUGACGAGCUUAGUAGUUGCGUUCGUGAAUUAGUAGAAGUAUGGGAUCUUCUUGUAAGCAAAGAAUCAAGAGUUUCUACGAAAUGUGAUAAUCAAAUGCUUUUACAAGCUAUUAAGCAAGGUGUACCAAAAGGGAAAAGAGGAGAAGUAUGGCAAUUUUUGGCCGAGCAAUUUUGUUUGAAGCAACCACCUAUAGAUACACGUGAUUUUCCUAAUUAUAACACACCAUAUGAUUUACUUUUGAAACAACUUACGUCCCAACAACAUGCAAUUUUAAUAGAUUUAGGACGAACAUUUCCAAAUCAUCCAUAUUUCAGUUCUCCUUUGGGUCCUGGACAAUUAGCUUUAUUUAAUUUAUUAAAAGCUUAUUCACUUUUAGAUCAUGAGGUUGGUUAUUGCCAAGGUCUUAGUUUUGUAGCUGGUGUUCUUCUUUUACAUAUGUCAGAAGAUCAGGCAUUUUUUCUCUUGCGACAUUUAAUGUUUCGAAGGGGCUUAAGGAAAUUAUAUCUUCCUGACAUGGCAGCAUUACAAUUGUACCUGUAUCAAUUAUCCAGAUUAUUACAUGAUAGGUUAGCACCAAUUUAUAAUCAUUUUGAUAAACAUGAAGUUUCACCUACCUUAUAUGCUGCACCAUGGUUGUUAACUUUAUUUGCCAGUCAAUUUCCACUUGGUUUCGUAACUAGAGUUUUUGAUUUACUUUUCUUAGAAAGCACUGAAGUACUUUUUCGAGUAUCGAUGGCAUUAUUGCAGGAACAUCAGGAUCAAUUAUUAAAGUGUGAUAGUUUUGAAGAAAUUAUGGAAUAUCUCAAAACACGUGUAUCAGCUGUAGAUAAAGAGAUUCUAGAUCGAGUUAUGAAACGUGUAUUUUAUCCAGAUCAAGAGAUUACAAAACAAUUAAACGAGUAUAGAGUAGAGUAUCAAGUAUUGCAGGAAGAAAUGAUGUCGGUAAAACCGCAAAUCGAAAGUUUAGAGAAAUUCAAGUUACUUAAUAAGCAACUUACACAAGAAGUCACACAACUUAAUGAACAACUUGAAAUGACUAUGAGUAACUUACAUCGUUUGGAAACAGCACGAUCUGUACAACAAUCCACUUUGCUUAAACUAGAAUCUCAAAAUCGUAGUCUAGAAGUGACUGUUGCCACGUUAGGUGCGUUUAUUCAACAAUUAUCUGAAACUCGAUCAGAUAUCGAAUUUCCCGGUGAGAUUCGUCGAAUAAUCGCUCAGUUAAGUUUAGCUGAGAAACGAAGAAGUACAAUCGGUAGAUCAUAUCCUCUAAAAGUAAUCGAGGAUAAUAAUAAAAUUGGAAUGAUUAAAAGUAACUCCACAGGUAGAGAAUCUCACAAUUUCUUAAAAAAUAAUGUAAUGGAUACUCCUUAUCCUUUAAAGUCUACAUUAAGUCAACCAAACUUGGCUACAAAACUUGAAAGAGUUUCUUCAUUCUUCUCGAAUUCGCAUAAUCAUAUUCAGAAACAACGAGCACAAUUGGCUGCUCUUAGAAACGAAUAUGCGAACGAGCAAAAUGUUAGAAAUGAUGAAAAUGAUCCGAAAACGGUAAAUAUAGAUAUUCAAAUCACAGAUACAGUAAAUUCAGUUGAAGAGCAAAAUAUCGUGCAGAAUGAUAAUAAUUUGAAAAUUCAAGAAGUCAACUUGGAGAAGUCAGUUUCGUUACCAUUAAACACAAAAAUGAAAUUGAAGUCAUCAAAGUCAGCAUACGAAUUAGGAUCUGUUAAAAAAGUACCAAUUACUAAAUUGGAAGUUACUACUGAUGAUGAUGUAACGAAUUUAACAGGAACAAUACAUCCUUUAGAUACUUGUAGUGAUGUGAAUUUCAGAUAUGGUGGUACAACGAAAUUAAAAUCAAUCAAACCAGCAAGACUUUCAAGUCCAAGUAAUCAAGAAGAAGGCAUAAACAAGAAUGUUCAGAAUCAGAAUAUGGAAACAUUAAAUAGAUAACAAUUGCUAAUGAUAUUGCGCUCAAAAAAGAUACCUUGGAAGAUAACUAACUUAAGAAAAAUCUAUCCAAAAAAUUAAAUAUUAACUUGUAUUGUAUCAUAAUUUAUAUUUUACUUUUACUCUACAUUUCACAUGCAUUAUUUUCUCUUAUAUACAAAUAGUUUUUGAUACAAUAAUGAUCAAGUUUCAUUUCUUAAGAAAAAUAUUGUCUAUAAAAAAUAGAUUGUCAAAUAUGCUAAGACUUGCAUUCUCUUUAUAUAAUACUUAUAUCAGUGAUUUAAUACUAUGUGAUAGAGAAUG